UGGCCAAUAGACACACGAGGCAGAGUGUGUGUGCACGCGAGCGGGCUAGAGAGAGAGUUAGAAAGAGAGAGAGAAAGAGAGAGAGAGAGAGAGAGACUGUCCCCCUCACCACUGGACUUCAUAUGACAAGAGGCCAUAGAGAGAGAGAGGUUGAGAGACUCCACAACAACUUGUCUGACUUUUGUUUAGACGUUUAUAUUUGGUCUAAACGUUAAAUUUUGUCCAGAACUUGAACUUAAAAGCAACUUUUUAAGCUCUUGUUUUACGGAUGCCGCAAAAACAAAAAUCCGAAAAAACAAAUUUGAUAAAUAGAACAGUGCUCCAGUCGCAGGCAAACCACCCAAUGCCUCAGUCGAUCUGCUGCCUUCGUGGGACGAGCUGUAUGUAAAUCUCUCUCUCCAGUUUCGGGGGGCUCGAGUCUGUGAGUCCGCCUCUCCGCGCGCGCCGCUGACGCACAUUAAAGCCUCCCCUUCGCUUCCGAGCUGCGACCAAUCACCAGCACACGGGCUCCACGGCAAAGCUCCUUCACGGGACUAAUUAGACUCUCCUGAACUAACCUCACAUCCUGCAACAAACCGGUGGAGAAAUAAGAAGAAGCGAGGAAAAAAAAGAGACACGCAACAAAACAAACCCCGUCACGUCCAUGGAUGCGGUGGAGGACUCGACGAUGCAUGUGGGGCAACAUCAACAUUUGUGAAGAAUCCCUUCUUAUUCUUCUUUUAGCACUUCUUCAGUUGCUUCUUCUGGUUCCUCUCGGGUUCCUCCGCUCUGGUCCCGCGUGUGGAGUAAAACUUUGUUUGGAUUUCGACUUCUCGCACUUCCCUUCUCCCCCUGCUCUCUCUCCCUCGCUUUUUAAAGACAAUGUUUCAGCCCGCGCCCAAGCGCUGUUUUACGAUAGAGUCGCUGGUGGCCAAGGAUAAUCCUCUACCGACGGCAGUGUCGGUUGCGGCGGCGUCUCGAGCCGAAGAACCCGUGCGCCCUGCGGCGCUCAGCUACGCCAACCCGAGCCCCGUCAGUCCCUUCCUCAACGGCUUCCACCCAGGAGCGAGGGCCGUCUACUCCAGCCCGGAGCUGGUGUUCGCAGAGGCCGUUUCGCACGCUCCGGGAUCCGCCGUGCCACCGGUGCACCCGGUGGCGCCACACGCACACGCCCUCGCCGCCCACCCGCUCUCGUCCUCGUCGACGUCCGCGGCGCACGGGCCGCAUCCACUUUUCGCCGGACAGCAAAGGGACCCUUCUACGUUUUAUCCUUGGCUGAUACACCGUUACAGAUAUCUGGGACACAGAUUUCAAGGGAACGAAACGAGUCCGGAAAGCUUCCUUUUGCACAAUGCACUGGCCAGAAAGCCCAAGAGGAUCCGCACUGCGUUUUCACCUUCCCAGUUACUGCGGCUCGAGCACGCUUUCGAGAAGAACCACUACGUAGUGGGAGCGGAGCGCAAGCAGCUAGCCCACAGCCUCAGCCUCACAGAAACUCAGGUAAAAGUUUGGUUUCAAAACAGAAGAACGAAGUUCAAGCGCCAAAAGCUGGAGGAGGAGGGUUCAGACUCCCAGCAAAAGAAGAAGGGCACCCAUCAUGUAAAUCGAUGGAGAAUGGCCACCAAACAAGGAAGCCCUGAGGAAAUAGAUGUCACAUCGGACGAUUAAAAUUUUAAAAUAAAAGACGUUUUUUUAAACAUAAAACAGACUGUCUGCAACCCAGGACAGGAACUUGCGUCGGCUUGAAGGACGACACGGAUGAGGGGAUGCUGUGUGCUGGGAAAGAGACUAAAAGACUGAGCGAGAGAGAGAGAGAGAAAAGAGAGUGAGGGUAAAGCCAAUGGUCACAAUUCCACUCUUCGGCAGCUUGAGGGUGAGAUAUUCCUGUUGGUGGCACUGCUGUCACUAUACGAGCGGACUGUCAAUACUUUGUCCACGUUGCCAAAACGAGAUGAUUGACAGGUAUUACAACAUGUUCUGUUCACCCCCCACCACUACUACUACCCCCCACCCACCCUAGAGAAAACAACAUAACUCCAAUGCAUAAGACAUUUUGCACUUCUGAUAAUUUUAUUAUUUUAUUUUGGGCAAAACGUGAAACGCUCCUCUCCAAGAUACCAAAACACACGACUGUUUUUGUAAAAAAAAAAAAAAAACUUGAAUUGCAUGGUAGAGCAAUGGAUUAUUAUUAUUAUUAAUAUUAUUAUUAUUAAUAUUAUUUUUGGUAUAGGUGAUUUAAUUUGACUUCCCGUAGACUACGAAUUUGUUUCAAUUCUAUUUUUUGACCUGAGAAAUUGUUGUGUGCUUCUUCCGUUUUUCCUACGACAGUGUGGAGUCUUUGAAUUUAUAAUUAUCGUGUUCAAGUGGUUGUGAAGAAAAUGAAAAGAAAAAACAAAACAAGAUGAAGUAGCAGUGCUGCGUUAUAGUGUUUUUUAAGAAGCGAAAAAACGAUAAAAAACAAACAUUUUCAAACUUUCUAAAAGUUUGCCAUAAAAACGUACGAUAAGAAAAUAUCAGUAACAUUCCUUGAAAAAUUCCUGGAAGCUUUACCAUUACUCCCUGUUCUCACCCCUCAUUUAAAGAGUUGCCACGAAGGACUAAAUACGCAAGAAUUGGCAGCACAGAAAAAAACUUCAAGCACUGAGCGUAUAUUCCAUGUACAGAGAUCCUAAAAAGCUAAUGCUUCUGUUAAAUUCUCUUUUACCAGAAUGUAAAUAAUUUUUUGUGUUUUGUGUUAAGUUUGCUACAAUUUUAACACAAAAAACAUAUACUUCCAAGAAGUAUAUAAUUGUCAAUAUUUUGUCAAUAAAGUUUUAUCAUGUUGCUGAGAAUAAAAAUCGACUCAGGAUUUGUAAGCGGGAGUUCAACUGAAAUUUACGCCUCAUUGUGCUCAUUUUUGGGGGGUUAAGCAAAAGCUUGCUUUUCAGUAGUGUAUUGGCAGGUGCGCUUCCAUCAGAUUUGCAGACUGGAGUCAUAUAUGGUCAUUGUCACGCAACAAUCAGUACUGCUUGGUUCAUUUUUUAAGCUUUUUCACUUUUCAGAAAUGUAGGAUAAAUUAAUCAAUGGUAGUGCUCAAUCUUUUUUCAAUUCCACAUAAUGUGGAGACAUUUUUCCUUCUACUGUUAAGGAUGCAUUUUGAAGAUAUAAAUAUAAUAUAAAUAUAAACAGUAUUUGUUUUAAAAAAAUCUAUUCAAUCAUUUAAAAAUCGCACCGUUCCCGCUGUUUUAUGCUCAUUUAAUGCUGUAAAAAUAUGCAAGGUUGUUAUUUUUUAGAAUAUUUUAAAUGUUUUUUUGUGUUUAGUUUUUUUUCUACCUCAUUUGCCUCUCAGCCCUGAUAGACGGCAUUAAUCAGUUUUAUUUCCAUUGACAGAGAAGCAGCAGUCUGCUCUGUUCUGGCCUACAAAGAGUCCUCCGAGCUUUUUGUGCAAGUGCAAAUCAGUUUAGGCAAUUAUCAUACGAGUAAUAUGGGGGCGGGGGGGUGGAAGAGGGAUGCAUUGCCCAGUGGUCCACUUUAAUCUGUUAAUCCGUGGAUCCAAAGGGGCCUGGUUGGACAUAAUUUAGUACAAUCUGACUACCCCUCACAAGGCGAUAAGGGAAGGUUUGCAAUGUGCUUUGCUUUGUUUAAGACCGUGUCCUUUAAAAUCGCAUAGCAUUUAACCUACACGCCACAAUUUCACCAAUAAGGCUGGUUAAAAAAAUAAAGCAGUGCAUAAAGUAAAAACUUGCUCAUGUAAAAUUUGCGUAGCAAUUUCUUACUGGGCAGAAAAUUACGAUAAGUCUUAAACUAGACACAAGACACCUAACACACAAAUUUUUAUACUCUGUCUAUGGCAGAUAUACAUCCGCCGUAUGGAAGGUUUUUCCGUUAUUAUAAAAAUGGUCUGUGCACCAAAACGGCAAUAAGAAAAAAUCUUCAGAGAAUACCAUUAGCUUUGAAAACCCCCUAAAAGCUUUAUUACACACCCAGCUUUGAAAUAGAGGGAUUAGAAGGCUGAAAGGGUCCCACAAUAGUUAGAAGAAAAGGUUUCAUGCUAAUGAGGUUAAUGCCCUUUGUAUCUCCGGACUCCACAACUUCAUUACUCCCUAUCUGGAGCAACACGGAGCGGCUCAGAGCCCACAAUCCACUCGAGCUGUUCCCCUACCCUGCCUAAAGAAGGGAUUUGAUAGCCGUCCUGUUCAAACUAGAUAAUUAUAUCUUUUCAAGUUGGAAUUAAGAUAAAGAAAAGUGCAGUGAAGGCGGUGAGCCUUGAUCCGCAGCAAACAAAUUUGGCGCACUUUCUGCGUCAAAAGACAAGACAGGACCCCCUCCUCUACCCAACAACCCCCCUCCCUCCAUAAUCAUUACUGCCAGCCCCUUUAUUAAUUUUACACUGCCAAUUUACAGGCGCCCACUGUUCACUGUUUUACAUUAUUUAACGGCGGGCCAAUUAGCUUUAAUCAAGUGUAUUUUGGCCAAACAGUCUAGGCACUGGAAACUUUUAAUAACCUAUUUGUUUCUGUUUUAUUGGCCUAGAAAACAGUGGUGUUUUUUUUACCUACUCGCGUGCCAGGGUUCCCAUAUUCAUAAUGUAAAAAAAAAAUCCCCGUGUCGCUUUAUUGCAAAGAUAAUAGGGAUCCGCUAUUUGGCAACUAUCUUAGUCAACAACUCAGGACUACUGCUUAUGAGUUUGACCUUACAGGCAAUUAAUUGAUUUGCUUUGCGAACAAGCACGCGGGUCUGAGACCCCCAUGACCCGCUAAGCCAACCCCAGCUUGGGGGUAACUCCGGAGGGCAACUUAAACCCGCAUUGGCACGUUUAUGGAGUAGGAACGCGAUUGGAGCAUGCAGGAACUGUCCCAAACAAAUCCAAUGUAGCUUUAAAACAGGCUCUCAAAAAUAAAGGUUAAAAAAAGUGGUUAUUUCUGUUUUAAGAUUUUACAUAGAUUUUUUUCGAACGAUAUAUAUAGAUAGGGAAAGAAAGAGGUAAAAGCAGAAGAAGUAGACGUGUAAAACCUGCUCCUUUCUACGAGUGAUGCUCAAUAAUUGCCCGUCAUUUCAAACACCCGCCUAUCAAAUAACCCCAGUGACCCAAAACCUCUAAUCUGCAAUUACCAGCUUUAAUUACAUCCGCUGAUCCCACUAAUAUGAAUGGCAGUUUUCACAGGACUCGGUGCGCGGGAUAAAGCCAUGCUUUGACCCUCACUACUACCUGCAAAGCAUCACACCAGUAUGGAAAUGAAAGUUCAAGCUCCAGUGCCCGAAAUGACAGUAGUUUAUUCUGACAAAUGGGAAAGUCGAGGACCUGUAGCCAACCCGUCGUACCUGAGUGCCUAUAUAUCAGGCCUACACACUGCAGUUCUAUUCAACUUAUUAGAGCUGACGCUGGCCGACUUUAGCUCACAUUGGCCUUGAACUUCACAGCUAUCUGUUUGUAUUUAUUACGAAAUAUCUUGUUUCAUUGUGCAGUUGCGUUUUUUUUUCGCGGUUUUAGAUUACGUUUAAUUCUAGAUUAUCGUAUAUUUUCUCUUUAGUCAAAUCAGUUUUACUGUUUAUACAGUUUAUAUCACAUAUCCUUUUUUGUAUUUUGAAAACGGAAACAUCUGCUUAUUUUCAUUGCUUAACUGGAAGUCAUUGUAAAUAUUGGGCAUAAUUCUAUUCUGGAGUUUUUAAAUAACUACAAUAUUUUUAAUAUGCAAAAAAAAAAAAAAAAAAAAAAAAAAAAAACGAUAAAAAUGCACCUCAUAGGUUAUGCUUUUCAGCGCAGCUUAUUUCAAAUUAACCUACAAGUGUUUUGUCUUUUAUUUAUUAUUAGCGUUUUAAGUGGAGUCUGUGAAAUACAUAAUAUUUACCAGAUCAAUCAAAAGCAAAGUCUUUUAAUUCCGUAUUUGAUAUGACAUUUAUUAAAUGAUCUGGCUGACUUCACGUUUAACUGAGAUUCAAAUAAAAGUUUAAUAAGUCUAUUAGGUACAGGGUUUAAUACAUGCUGUAAACAUUAUUUUAAUUAAAAACAUCAUUCUAUGAAUUAUAUUUAAGAAGGCUAUUAAUUUAAUGCUUUUAUUUUUAUACAAUUAAUUUAUGCACCAUUUUUUGUGCACAUUUAUUUAUUGAUUUAUUUAUGCUGAUAUAUUUAUGAUAUUUUUAUGUGUGCACGAAAAAAGUACAGACGGUGCAAACAUUAAUUUUUAUUGUCAUUUUUUUUGUAAAAUAUCAAUUUUUAUUUUUUAUUUAUUAAGUGUUUAAGUGUGGCGACCCUUCAAAAGUUGGUUCUAUUUAUGACGCACUUCUUUUGAAAAGAAAUGAAUAAUUUGCGGACCCGGCGCAGGCCAUUUUUUUAAAUAGAUCUAAUAGUUACAAAAAGGAAAGAUACCUUCAGUGUUAAGGGAGUGUUUGGCUGUAGCGUGCAUAACAAUAAUAAAUAAUAAAACAAUAUAACUAAAUUGCACAUGAUUAAACAAGCCACGGGUCGAUGUAAUAAAGGUGACAUCAACACGAGCAUUAAAAAAAGUUUAUUAAACAAAAUAUGUAAAAAUAGAUUUUUGAUGGUAAAAAACAUUUGAUGGCAUUGUGGCUUUUAAUAAUAUACUUGUUUUAACAGAUAAGUUUAACGCCAACUAUUCAUUACAAAAAGCACUAUUUCAGUACAAUGAGAAUAGAAAAGUGUGUUGCUGGAAUGACGCAGGCUUUGCGCUGUUAGAGAAAAUAUAUGACUCCAGGACAGGAUUUCUGUACACAUGCAUGUAAAGUUUCCCACGUGGGCGUGUGAGUUUAAAGUGGAACAAUUCACGAGAAUUCAUGCAUUGUGGUGGCCUAUUGGGAUUUAUGUAACUUCAUGUAACGUUAAUUAUGAAAGUUAUGUAUAUGGUGCAGCUGUGAUUGUUUUGGGAAAAUAAUUAAGUAAAAGUGAGGGUGUGGAGUUUUUGGAUAAUUUAAUUCAAUAGAAAUAUUUUUAGUCAGUGAGUUUCGUUUAAAGAAAUGACCGGAUCAGAGCCCAGUUUAACAAAACGUUCAAAUCAUCUUAGAUACGCAGACAGGAUGUACGGUGUGAUGCUCAAUUCUUUGUGCUAAGAUGCUUUUGGUACACCCAGACCAAAUAGACUUGAUAUAAGUAUUAAAAUAAAAAACAAAAAAUAUAUAGCAAUAUAGUAUUUUCUGUAACUGUAAGCUCCAUAUUUAGUUUAAUUUUUUAUGCGUUUAUGUGGCAUUUUUUCAAAAUCUUAUACACUCUUGGACAACUCAAGUAUACAUGCGUGUUUUGUUACUGUCUCUUUAAGAGUGACACACGUAAGUGAGCUCUGUUCUGGCUGACUGGCUCUAGUGACUUCAUGCUAAUAAAAGCGGCCUUGGCUGAGAAA
This is a messenger RNA of Astyanax mexicanus (Mexican tetra), 7310 nucleotides long. RefSeq names its product empty spiracles homeobox 2 (gene emx2). NCBI's taxonomy places the organism in Eukaryota, Metazoa, Chordata, Actinopteri, Characiformes, Acestrorhamphidae. Gene Ontology annotation, biological process: neuron differentiation; central nervous system development; brain development. The coding region runs from base 862 to 1647 and encodes 261 amino acids. The record is from RefSeq and is a predicted model, not a curated record. The transcript has 3 exons. Gene Ontology annotation, molecular function: DNA binding; DNA-binding transcription factor activity, RNA polymerase II-specific.